Molecule: messenger RNA, 4035 nt
Organism: Bipolaris oryzae ATCC 44560
Lineage: Eukaryota; Fungi; Ascomycota; Dothideomycetes; Pleosporales; Pleosporaceae
Exons: 3
Coding region: 1-4035 (1344 amino acids)
Biological process (GO): chromatin remodeling
Molecular function (GO): histone methyltransferase activity; protein binding
Source: RefSeq, a predicted model, not a curated record
AUGGCACGCGGCGACUCCCUCGACGCGCCCAUCACUUUUGAGGAAAAUGAUGAUGAAAACCCCAGGUAUCUGCAUGCGCCUGUACCAGUACCACCUGUAAGACGGUUCAAUACGCAGACGCUGGAACAGGGUGAUAUUGAAGAGGUGGAGCAUCAAACUGCCUGGGAACAAGCCGUCGCACAAAGAGCAAGGGUGAAACAGAAACAGUCUAUCAACCAGCUACUAAGGGGCCAUCAACAAGUUGGACAGAGAAGCAUUACAGAACCACCACUGAAACGGCCGCCAUCAGUCAAACCCAUCACUAUUAUCGAUCUGCUGACCGAUGAAGACGAACCAGUCCGCCCCAGAGUGACGCAGCAACUUACAGGCGCGGAGCUACUAAACCAAUCAAUUCUCGACGUGUGUCUAUCGUCAGCUCAGCGUCCUGAACAGUACACGGAUACGGUCAUCCCACAGCUGUCAACCUCACGCCCUCCACUGGAGACUACACAACCCAGUAGCUUCCUAUCGCAGACAUCUCCAGUCAGGUCUGUGCCAGCUAUUCCCAUCGGUGCAAUACUGAACCACGACACUGGCUUCUCCAUAUCUACUGCAGACAAACCACAAUACCCAUACCCGUCGCACAAACCCGUGGCAACAAAUGACACAGUACCUUCAUUCUCGCAACCAAUCGGGGAUCUCCCCGACCACCAGCGCGAACGGGCCACUUGCCGUCGCGUAAACACCUCUGAGCGCGCAACCGCGGCAGCGCAUGCCAACAAACUCGAAUCGCCGUUUCCUAUGGCUGCAAAAGCCCGUAUGGCUGAUUUCUCCGGUAGUGUCACUUUGGUUCAACCGAAACAAAAAGCGAUCAAGUCGGUGAGGCAAAAGAACUACGUCCAAAUCAGAGCGCCGCAACAUUUGACAAGCAGUCACAAAUCAACAAACAAUCACAGAUUGACAGAAUAUCAUCACAAAUCGCCAUACGCAUUGCAAGAUGAAGUCCAAGUUCACAGAGAGUCGACCAAUGCAGAACCUCGAGCCGUGAGCCCUGCACCAUUUCAAGGGCCCCUAUCUCAGAAUAACACCAUUUCCAAUCUUGAAGUUAGUCUAACGGAAAGGCCAAAAGGCCGCGAUGCCAGACUAGAUCCACUGCCUUUGAGCCCUCAAGAAAAAGCUGAGUCUGUUCCUCACGAUCAUCCAGAUUUCCAAGAGCACCAUGGAUAUAAUCCUGCAGCGCUUCUACGGACAUUUAGUGAGACAGCACCCAACACGGCAAACACAACACCGGUUGAGGUGUCUUUCCGCAAAGCCACACCACCUGUGAAGGAUGUGACUCCUAAUAUCCAUAGCGUUUGGUCAAGUCACUUGCACGACCUCGCUGCAACACGGUCAGCAAUAGAUGAAUGCCUAAAACGACAUAUUGCUGAGCGGAACGAAGCGCAUGCGAAGUUGACUUGGAUUAAGCUGCGCCAUCAGAGGACGUGUCAAGAACGAGACCUCCGCGCCCGCCGCAAACAGAAGUUUCUCACCCAGAAGACUUUUCCAGAGGAAUUCAUUCAACACACUUCUCCCUUUGCAGAUAUACCUGUCGUACAAAUGCCGUUUGAUCGAAGCUGGGCCUCUAAAGGUCUCCCUGACAUGGCGCAAGAGGUCUUUGCAAAAGCCAAACCAAAAGAUACAGUAUUUCGGUCCGGAUUAUCUGCACAUACAACAAAGUUCCGGUCGGAAGCUGUCGUCAUACCUCCUUUCAAGGAAUAUGUUAGCUUGAGAAACAAUAUUCUGGCUGACAACGAGUCAAAGUUGCUCGCGACACCAUAUUUUGAAGAUGAAGAUUACGAAAGUCGGCGGGCUCUUUUGGAUGCGCUUCCGUUUAUAUACGAAUUAACACACGACGAGAAGGGACCAAUUGAUCUGCGGAAAGAGCAGUGUCGGUUCUACAAAACUGCAAUCGAAGCUUUCCUGAGCGAGAUUGGUGUGACUUGGAACGAAGUCCUAUACUGGUUGCUAGCACCCGGUGAUGUUAUCAAGCAUAUCAAUGCUGGCAUGUCUGGAAGUGAGAAUUUCUCACCAAUAUUGCUUGACAGAUCGCAGUAUAGUAUUGAGGAGUUUGAGCGAGACGAGGGGGUCAAGGAAACAAUAUUAUUCGACCGUGACGAUGAGAAAUGGCAAGACUUUAUCGCACAACUCGAGAGACCUUCUGCAACAACCCUGAGGCUAGCAGCUACAGCUUGCUCUGCUGUGCUACAAGAAUGCGAAUUCAGCAUUUGGUAUCUGGCCCAACAGUCUGAUGUUGUCCAGAACAACAUUAUGAGAAAGACUUUAAGCGGGAAAAAUCCUGUCCAAUCUUCAUAUAGACAGAUUUGGUGCAGGGUGUGUCACCAGCACAAUUGUCUCCUCCAUGGCGAGUUAAGGCAAGUUCCCGAAGAUUCGUGGAUGACUGAGUCAGACGAGGACGAGGACGAGUUUCAGAGUAGCCGCCGUGGCUCAGGAAGCACACUCGACGAAGACUCAGGUCCCUUGCCUGCCCAUUUCGACGACGAUACAGACAUUGAGAAAGUGAUCAACUACAAGCUACCAGCAAACCCCGACGCAUUCAAUGUCUAUCCCGAAUCAGAAAUGAUUGCGUCUAGAGGCGCAAAACCACCACCAGGAAAAUUCAAUGCACACUGGUGGUUGCAACGCGACCUGGUGCAGCACUGGGAAAAGCGUAAACCGUUCUUUCCAUGCAAUCACGAGGGUAGCUGCGAGGAUGCAAAAUGCCGGUGCUACAGGGAGGGUAUCACCUGCGAGAAGACUUGCAAGUGCUCCCAAUCAUGCAAUCGGCGGUUCCCCGGUUGCGGCUGUUUGGUCAUUCCAGGAAGGCGGGUUUGUGAUUCAGACAAAUGCCUCUGUGUCAAAUUCAACAGGGAGUGUGAUGCAGAACUUUGUGGUUCAUGUGGCGCAACUGAGAUCCUCGAUCCUGUCAAUCGAUACAAUGAAGACGUGGUGGCUCGCAACUGUUUCAACGUGGCAAUCCAGCGGGGUGUUCCUCGAAAGACUUUGCUUGGACACUCAGAAGUACAUGGAUUUGGGCUGUACAUGGGCGAGGAUAUCGAGAAAGGAGAGUAUAUUGGCGAGUACACUGGCGAAGCCAUCUCAGUCAAUGAAGGCAACCGCAGACUUACCAUCUACGACUAUCAGAAGACGAUGUAUCUAUUUCGUCUGAACUCGAAACAAGAAGUGGACGCCACCUAUAUGGGCAACAAGCUCCGCUUUAUUAACAAUGCUGACGACAAGUACACCAACUGUGCGCCGAGGAAUCUUCUCUGCAACACUGUCUUUCGCAUAGCACUUUUUGCCACAGCGAACAUUAAGGCGGGUACAGAAUUGUACUUCAAUUAUAAUUAUCCGAAAGAGAAGACAGCACAGUUCAAGCAACCGAACGGCAAGGUUGUUGCGGUUAAAGAGACCAAGCAAAAGGUGAAGAGAGUGGAUGCAGGCAGCAAAAUUGGCCAGCCAGUUGUGGAGCGCGACCGAUCACGUAUAUUGGCAGCUACCGCAAAGGCUAGAGCCGCAAAAGCGGCUAAGAGGGCGGCGAUGCUAGAGGAAGAAGCCAGAUUGGCGAAGGCAAAGUCUUUACCAGGGCCAUCCCGAGCACGCAAAACUGCCACUGGCACGCCUGGUGUGAAGAGAGCGUCGAAGCUGCGAGACAGUCUCCGUAGAAACGAGUCUACUGGCUCUGACACUGGCAUCGACGUUGAAGUGAGUGAUGGCGAAAUGUCCGUAGCUGGUACAUCACAAGAGACGACGACAAGCCAGUACGUGGAGGACACGGACGAAGAUGAAGAAUUCAUUACGGGCGAUAGCCAAGAAAAUAGAGACGAUAACGUGCGCAGGUCUGCACGGCAUGGUAGUGUGGUGGGGCGCCGGAGGCCGGGCAGACCGCGAAAGAGGGCAUCUGAUGUUGCGCCGGUGAUGGUCAGUGAGAGGAGGAGUGGGAACUUGGGUGGAGCACGGCCAGGUGCUGGUACAAAGAGGAAGAGACCCGUCAUUCUCAACAGUGAUGACGAGUGA